Molecule: messenger RNA, 6926 nt
Organism: Melopsittacus undulatus (budgerigar)
Lineage: Eukaryota; Metazoa; Chordata; Aves; Psittaciformes; Psittaculidae
Gene: LMNB2
Product: lamin B2
Exons: 12
Coding region: 145-1947 (600 amino acids)
Biological process (GO): nuclear migration; heterochromatin formation; nuclear envelope organization
Cellular component (GO): nuclear envelope; nuclear lamina
Molecular function (GO): structural constituent of cytoskeleton
Source: RefSeq, a predicted model, not a curated record
CCAUCUUGGCCCGAGUACUUCAUUUCCCAUGCGGCCCCGCGGCGGGGGGGGGGGAGGCGGUGUCCGCCAUCUUGCCGCUCCCUCCUCCCCCGGUGCGGCUGGAUUGAAUGAGCGCGCUGCCCGCCCGCCCGCGAGCCCAGCGCCAUGUCAGGCACCCCGAGCCGCGGCACCCCCGGCGGGACCCCGCUGUCACCCACCCGCAUCUCCCGGCUGCAGGAGAAGGAGGAGCUGCGGCAGCUCAAUGACCGCCUGGCCGUGUACAUCGACCGUGUGCGGGCGCUGGAGCUGGAGAAUGACCGGCUGCUGGUGAAGAUCUCGGAGAAGGAGGAGGUCACCACACGGGAGGUGAGUGGAAUCAAGAGUCUCUAUGAAUCUGAACUGGCUGAUGCUCGAAGAGUUCUGGAUGAAACUGCCAAAGAGAGGGCCAGACUACAGAUUGAAAUAGGAAAACUGAGAGCAGAACUUGAGGAGUUCAACAAAAACUACAAGAAGAAAGAUGCAGAUUUGUCUGUGGCUCAGGGUCGCAUUAAGGAUCUUGAAGUGCUGUUCCAUAGAAGUGAAGCAGAACUCAACACUGUCCUGAAUGAGAAACGUAGUCUGGAGGCAGAGGUGGCUGAUUUGAGAGCCCAGCUUGCUAAGGCUGAAGAUGGCCACGCUGUGGCUAAGAAGCAGUUGGAGAAGGAGACCCUCAUGCGUGUGGACCUGGAGAAUCGGUGCCAGAGCUUGCAAGAGGAUCUGGAUUUCAGGAAGAAUGUGUUUGAGGAGGAAAUAAGGGAGACAAGAAAACGUCAUGAACAUCGCCUGGUUGAGGUGGACACGAGUCGCCAGCAGGAGUAUGAAUCCAAAAUGACUCAGGCCCUGGAGGAUCUGCGAAAUCAACAUGAUGAACAAGUCAAGCUGUACAAAAUGGAGCUUGAGCAGACCUAUCAGGCCAAGCUGGAGAAUGCCAAACUGUCCUCUGACCAAAAUGACAAAGCUGCUGGUGCAGCUCGAGAGGAGUUGAAGGAGGCUCGCAUGAGAAUAGAAGCUCUCAGCUACCAGCUUUCUGGCCUUCAGAAACAGGCCAGUGCAGCAGAAGAUCGUAUUCGUGAACUGGAGGAAAUGAUGGCUGGCGAGCGGGAGAAGUUUAGGAAGAUGCUAGAUGCAAAGGAGAGGGAAAUGACAGACAUGAGGGACCAGAUGCAGCAGCAGCUUACAGAGUACCAGGAGCUGCUCGAUGUUAAAUUAGCACUGGACAUGGAGAUCAGCGCUUACCGCAAGCUCCUGGAAGGAGAAGAGGAAAGGUUGAAGCUGUCUCCAAGUCCCUCCUCCCGUGUGACAGUCUCUCGGGCUACCUCCAGCAGCAGCAGCAGCAGCACUUCACUGGUUCGCUCUUCCCGAGGCAAGAGAAAACGGCUUGAGACAGAGGAGCUUUCAGGCAGUGGAACCAGUGGGAUUGGCACUGGAAGCAUCAGCGGCAGUAGCAGCAGCAGUAGCUUCCAAAUGUCCCAGCAAGCUUCAGCUACAGGAAGUAUCAGCAUAGAGGAGAUAGACCUGGAGGGCAAAUAUGUUCAACUGAAGAAUAACUCAGAGAAGGAUCAGUCUUUGGGUAACUGGCGACUGAAAAGACAAAUUGGAGAUGGAGAAGAAAUUGCCUACAAGUUUACUCCUAAGUAUAUCCUCAGAGCUGGGCAGACUGUAACAAUUUGGGGUGCAGAUGCAGGAGUAUCCCAUAGCCCCCCUUCUGUUCUCGUGUGGAAGAAUCAAGGCAGCUGGGGCACCGGAGGAAAUAUCCGCACGUACCUUGUCAACUCCGAAGGAGAGGAAGUUGCAGUGAGAAGUGUCACUAAGUCAGUAGUUGUGCGAGAGAACGAAGAGGAAGAGGAUGAAGCAGAGUUUGGAGAGGAAGACCUUUUCAACCAACAGGGCGAUCCCAGAACAACCUCCAGAGGAUGCGCUGUGAUGUGAAGAAAGAAACAAAGAAAAUUACUGUUUGCUUCUUUUCCCCAUUUCUUUCUUUUUAUUUUGGCUAUUUUUUUCCCUCCAGAGCCACUGAAAACUAUUUUUAUAUGCAUCAUCUGAUUUCUUUGAAGUUUACUCUUGGUACAUUUUUAUAAAAAGAAAACACAAAAAAAACCCCUUUUCCUGAACCAAACUGCCAGAGUUUUUAGUAGAUUUUUCCCCCUCACCUUUGUUGAAACACUAGAGUGGAAUGUUGUUUUUUUUCCCAUAUCCAGAGUUUAAAGUCUUAUGUAUGAACCUGCAGCAGAAAUGGGUUGAGAUUCCUGGAGUGUGUGGUAAAUCUAUAAUUGCAGAUAUAGCCAGGAUAAAUUCCAAAAGGAAGUUUAGGAAAGCAUGUUCACCUGUAGGGCCCCAGGAGAGAUUCCCACAAUGUUACUACCAUUGCUUAAAUCAUGGAGGAAUCUUGCCUGGUAUCCUCAGCAGUGCCCAGCUUAGGAAAAUUAGACCCAACAUUCAUGUAAAAGUGCUCCUCCAGGGAAGGAACCAAAGGGAAGUUGUGCUGGAGACUUGGGACCAGAACAUCUUGUCCUAACCUAAGGUUUGACACUGGUACAAAUAUCUGAGUGUCAACACCUUUAGCUCCGUAUCAUUAUUCCAGAAGAUUGAGGAUGAAGGCUUCUGCUUACUGAAUAUACACUACACCUUAAGGUGUGGAAGUGUCCAACCCAGAGUUUUAACUGUUUUGUUUUGGGGGGAUUUUGACAUUGUCACCAAUGAGACCUUGUUAAAUCAUGGAUGCAGGUUGUGAUGUGCAGUCGUUACGACAUGAAGUAUCAUGAUUUAACACUUUUGACAUAUUCAGCGUUAAGCAGAAUGAUGAUGAUUUUGGAUGUUGAAAAUGUUUUUACUUUUGGCAAUGAUAAAUAUUAGGGAUUUUAAAGGGUAUCCUGCAUAAAUGUCCUCUUUUUUUUAAUUAGAGCUGGAUGCAGCUUGUCCAUACUUAGAGUCAAAGGGGCAUUGUCAGGUAUCUUAAGGAGCAUUUACAGAAUACUACAGAUAGUUUAAGAACCUCUUUAAAAAGCUAAGAGGAACUGCUGCUUAGGAUGCUAGCAUUGCUUUGUGGUGUUCAAAUGCUUAAAGUCAAUUCUAACAGGAAGUGAAGGGACAAUAAUGCUUUUUAUAAUAAAUGCUUUCUAUGAGUAGCAGAUGGUUUUUGGUUCAGGAUGAUGCAUUCUGUGUCUGACAGUGUCCCUUUGAAUUAAGGUUUCUUCUGCUACACUCCUCUGCAAACUCUUGACUCCUAUCAGGGUUAGUAUUCCUACAGUAGCACAUCUUUAAGCACUUGGAAAAGGCCUUGACUGCUCCAAAGAAUGUAUUUGCUACUGUACAAGCAAAUGUGGGGUUUUUUUCACUAGUUAUUAGCUUUGGAUACAAAAUUUGGAUACCAGUUGAUGCCAGCAUAGACUCCUGUUUUUACCUACAUUCUUGAACUCUGAUCUUGUCCUUCAAGUAGUUUAGAUUCAUCGAACAAGCUACAAGGUUUGGGUGUUUUCGGUGGCUUUUGGACAUUAUGUUCUCUGAACAUUAUUGUGACUGACAGAUAUAACCUAGAAAGUCAGUUUAGUGGCUUUGACUGAUGGCUUUGUAAUGCAAGCAGGGUGGGAACAAAAAGGGGGGGGGUUAAGCUUAUGGAUUUAUUUUGCCAUUUAGAAAUAAAUUAAAGAUGCUACUUUCUCUAUUUGAGUGGGAUGACUGAAGUCCAGAAAUUAAUGGGUAUUUACAAUUACAUUGUAAACCAUUAUCAGAGAAUCCAUUACAGAAAAGUGCUAUGAAAGUUUGGCUGUUUGGGCUAAUGGGAUAACUCCAUUGAUGUACUUGGCUGGUUUUCUAAGGUAAUUUUCCCACUCUGCUUGAGUAGAAGGUUAAAUAUGUAGUAAAUCACGUCUCUGUCAAAUGUAUUUAGUGGAAUUAUGUUUCUCAGACAUACUGUGAUCAAUUACCUUUUCUAAAUUAGGUGUUAGACAAAUGAAUGCAAUCAAUGUAAAAGCAUUUUUGCAAUGCACCUUCCAACCACUGGACAGCAUUUCCUUUUCUGACCCACAGCUUCUAGAACAUACUUUAAAUGAUGGUUGAGGGCUUUUUGCCUUCUUUUUUUUUUCUUCUUUUCCCUAAAGAUCUGUAUUUAUGUGUUUGAUUUUUUUUUUUACAUUGGCCAGUUUUCAGAUUGCUUAUUCUGCUUUAAGAUUGUCCUGUAAACUGUUCUGGGAUCUUUAAAUCCUAAUGCAGUGAGUGUAUAGUUCAUUCGUAUUUUUUCCUGUGAUUUUUGUUCUUUUCUCCUGUAAAGAACGGGCUGGGAAAGGCAGCUCCAACGAGGGAAAACCUCUUUGCUACCUGAGCCAUAGUUUUCUUAACAGCUACUGUAUGGGGAAUGUGUCGUCUUGCAGCCUUAAGGACUGGUGCUUGCAGAUCUUGUGAUGGGCACUGUGCCCUUCAGGAACAGUCUGCAGGCUACUGAAAAUCUGAUCCAUGGUUCCAAGCUGUAAAUUACAAGACAUAGAAAAACUACUGUAUUCCAUGGACUUUUUGUUGCAGGUGCAUUUUCUCGGGGUGCCAUCCUUUCCUCUUGCUUUUGACGCUGAGCUUCAGUAUAACAGCACUAUCCCUUUGGAGCUGGUGCUCCAUCCUGGGAGGUUUUUUGGCUUUACCAAACCAAAAAGCAUUGCUUUGUUGUGGGUUUGUUUUUUAUUUGUUAAUUACUUUUUUUGUCUUUCUAGAAUUUAUUUUUUCAGGGUAAUGGAAGUGUCCCCUUGCCUUACUUCUUCAAUCCUAUGUGUACACCACUCUAGAAUUUGGAGCGUAGUCAGUGUUUCUUCUCCAGUGUCUGAUACCUGGUGCAGAGCUUGAAGGAGAAAGAUUUGACUUGUCAGGAGGCAAAGUAUUUUCAGGCUUUUCUGAUAAGGGACAUUAACCAGUAAAGCUUUUAUCAGAGUAGUUACUUGAGUGUAACUACCCCCUAUGGAUGUUCUUAUUCCAAGAAAAAUAAGCAAACAACUUUAUUCUGGGUGGAAUAGUCAAAAUGAUUCCUAAAUAAUUCUCAGUGGUUAAGAGGGGGAAGGAAUAACAGUAGAACUGCUGCAGAAUAGUUAAGGCAGUCCUUACAUUGUGUAGAUCAUAAGAUCAUAUAAAAUAUGAUAAGCACACACCACCUAAUCCUAAAUUAGUAAGUUGGUACUGUAUGACAACACUUGUGUCCGAAUAACUCAUCCUUCUGCAGAACCAUUGGGAACGUGACAUCCUGCAGAUGGUUAUAGAGAGCCUCUGACAUUUCAUUCCCUUCUUUCUCCCUCACUUACUUCCAUAUGAGACUUUACCUGUUGUGUUGCAGUGAUUAUUUCCAAGUAACAAUGUGGCUGUGAUUCCUGUGUGUAGCUUUAUUUCCUGGUGUGUCUACUUAGGCUGCUGCUACUCCAGAUUUGCCCUGACAGCGCCAAUAGUUUACACUGAUGCAUUCGAUGGCUCAUCUGCAGCGCUGGUUUGCCAGUAGAUGGGAAUUGGCUGGCAGAGUCUGUAGCAGGAACCAAGUCUCAGGAAGAAAAUAAACCUCUGCUUCCCAUGACCUGUAAUGUUAAAGCCAGAUGGACUUGUCUGCAGCUUGCAUGGGUCAUGACAGUUGUAUUGCAGUGUGAAGCAGACUGUGUACUGUGAAAGGAGAUCACGUUUAUCCUAGAGCAACAGGACACCUCAUGGUCAGUUCAGGGAUUUUACUGGGGUUUUUGUACACCCUCUUUUUAUGCUUCUCCUGUAUAAAGGCCCUUUAACUGCAACCUGAACAGAGGAUAUAGAAGAAGCUUGUAGAAGCCCUCUCUACACCCCAGAACAUUUGAGAACGUUCCUUCGCUGUGAAAGGUUUUGAUGCUGUGUGUUUUCUCUCUCCUGUAGCCACUUCCUCGCUCUUAAGCCAUUCUAUCCCUUCUGUUUGUAUCUUCCUUUGAAAGUCUUAUCUCUAAACAAAGGCAUAUCCAUAUUUGAUACUGGAUUUCAUUGCCACUGUUGGGUCCAACCCCCGUGUGCACAGGAAACAAAGCCUUGUUGUAAACCAGUGAGUGGAAGGUGAGAUGACGAUUGCAUUUGGUUCAAAGCAUUGUUUUUAGACAAAUUCUGUUGGAGAGUUUCUUUUCUCCCUUACAAUGGCCUGGGAAACAGAAUUUUAUUUGCCCUUCAAUAUUCUUUGCUUUAAAUCGAUUUUAAAAUAAUUUAAAAGUGGUGGUUUUUUUAUACAAGACCAUAUUUACAUGCAAUUAUUAUUUGUAAACGUAAUGCCUUUCUUGAAAUGCUAAGGUCUAGACAGUGAAAAGGAUGCUUAAUAUUCAAAGAAACAAUGAACGGACUUGGAGUUCAGUUUGAACUUCCAAAACGGGUUUGAACUUCCAAACUUCCUGCUUUGUUCAUAAUAACUAUUCCAUGUUGAUCAAAGGUAGAUGUGAUUGUGUAUUCCAGAAUCACUACACUAAAAAUGAGAAGCAGUAAGCUCUUUGAAACAAGUUUAAGCCAAAACGCUACCCAUCUGGGCACAAACUACAGUUCAACAGUGAUGCCUUGUGACUUGAAUUGUGAUUUAUUGCUUUUUAUUCUUUUUCCAUGUUUUUAAACACAAUCUCUGUGUAGAUGGCUGUUGUUCUAGGUCACUGCUGGGGUUCACUGGCUUCUGGAUCAGCUGCUGCAGAAGAGUGUUUGGAAGGUUCAAGUUGUUAAAAGGAGUUGUGAAAAUGGUUGCAAAUUGAAUUGGAACAGGAUUAACAAGUUCAUAUGGAACUUGUGAAAGCUAGGGAAUGAUCUAGACUUUAUCAUUUCAAAGUGGUUGUUUGUUUUUUUUCUUUUUAGAAUAUGCAUGCCAAAAGUCUUGUCUUUUUUCAAUGAUUUGUAAUAUACAUUUUAUGACUGGAACCUUUUUGUACAACACACUCAAAUAAAUGUUUUGCAUUUUA